Theobroma umbraticum is the source of this 929-nucleotide messenger RNA. The record is from RefSeq and is a predicted model, not a curated record. Lineage: Eukaryota; Viridiplantae; Streptophyta; Magnoliopsida; Malvales; Malvaceae.
GUUACAACUCAUGGUGGGAUCACCCAAAUUUUUCAUGGAGUAAUGAUCAAUAUCCUACAUAUUCAUCACAACCUAUUUUUCAGCAUGAUUUCCAAUCACAAGUUAGAGCCCCUAUACUUGAGAAGAAGCUAACUUUGGAGGAUAUGCUGAUACAGUUCAUGACAAAGAAUGAUGCCAUCAUUCAAAGUCGAGCAGAAUCAAUCCAAAAUCUUGAGACUCAAUUAGGCCAACUUGUUAAUUACAUCAACAAUAGGCCUCAAGAAAUUUUACCAAAUGACACUGAGCCUAAUCCUAGAAAAGAAGAAUAUGGUAAGCAUCUUGAUGAGAUAAAUGGCAAGAAUGUGGUAGAUGAUGAAGAUAAAGUAGAUCAAGGUAACACUUCCACCAAUCAAGUUCGAGAUGAAAAAAUUAAGCAAGAGGAGGAAGUAUUUACACCACCACAAGUCAAGCCAUAUGUGCUUCCUAUUCCUUUCCUAGAUACAGCUGCUAAGUUACCGAAAGUGGCUAUUGAUAUGGAAAAUCCAAAGAAACUCCUUGAGGCUUGUUUGGUUCAAGUGGCAACAACGAAGGAUCAGAAUGAAGAACUCACAAAUGUUACACAUGUUUUGAAGGCUACACCAAAAGUGCAUUAUCCAAGAAGAACACAAUUUGAGAAGUUAGGUAAAGGUCAGCCUAUUCCACCAUCUUGGGUUGAGCAAGCACCAAAUCUUGAGUUAAAGCCACUACAACCUCAUCUUAAGAGGAGACUACUUUCACACCUCAAGCUUUUUCCAUGCAAACUCCAACCUUCUUAAAGGAUUUGGAAAGCAUGAAGAUGAGGAGAAAGAAGAUUAGAGCUUUCAAGGAACUACCACCAUUGAUAGGGAAGUUUCUUUUUCUUAUUCUUUUUAACUUUUCACAUUGAGGACAAUGUGCAAUUUAAGUUUGGG